Orbicella faveolata is the source of this 2645-nucleotide messenger RNA. Its product is annotated as zinc finger CCHC domain-containing protein 7-like. Gene Ontology annotation, cellular component: TRAMP complex. Gene Ontology annotation, biological process: nuclear polyadenylation-dependent snoRNA catabolic process; TRAMP-dependent tRNA surveillance pathway; nuclear polyadenylation-dependent CUT catabolic process. NCBI's taxonomy places the organism in Eukaryota, Metazoa, Cnidaria, Anthozoa, Scleractinia, Merulinidae. The record is from RefSeq and is a predicted model, not a curated record. Gene Ontology annotation, molecular function: zinc ion binding; RNA binding.
CUCUUAGGCAUUUAUAUAUUUUGUCUGUGUUUUGACUUGCGUGUCUUAGAUUCUGCUGAUUAUUAACUUUUAACGAUUUAAACAAUCUGGAGCGUAAGUUUACCUUUAGUAUGAGCAGCGAUGACGACUUUGAUGCUGUAGCUUACAAAGCAUUUGAAGAUCAACUAUAUGAAGAACAGUCCUCAUCUGGAAGUGAUGAUGAUUUGGACAGUGAAGUAGAAGAGGUUCUUUACAGCCAAGUACAUUAUGCUUCUUCUCUUGUAUUAUCAGGAAAUUACACUCCAGGGAAGAAAACACCAGAAACAAGAAAGACAGUGGAUAGUGCCUUGGAUGCACAAGGACAAAAGGGUCACUUAAACAGCUCUGUUAUUGAAAUCUCAAGUGAUGAUGAUAGUGACGAUAACGACAGUGGUAAUGAUUACGCUGAUGAUCAUGAAGAUGUUAACCCUGCUUCUUCCUUUAGCUAUCCAGAGGUUGUGAACAUAUUUUGUGAUGGAAACUUUUCAGCAGCCGUCGAGGGAACAAGCAGGGUAAGUCAAGAGUCAUCAGAUGUCCAGAAUAAAGUGAAACCAGGGGAAAUAGCAGAAAACUGGGACCUAGAUGAAAGGGACCUCCAGGACUCCAAGGCAACCAAGCAACGUCCAAGAUAUUAUACACCAGGAAAGGGACUUCCCCAUGUGAAGUGUUAUAACUGUAACGAAAAAGGUCAUCUAUCACAAAAUUGCCCACUACCCAAGAAAAUCAGUGUAUGUUUCUUGUGUGGAGGUGUUGGUCAUGUAAAAAGACAUUGUCCAAAUGAGCUGUGUUUCAACUGCUAUGAGCCUGGUCACAUUUCCAAGCAAUGCAGGAAGCCCAGAAGGCGACCAUAUGAUCGCUGCAAUAGAUGCCAUGUGCUUGGCCAUAUAGCAGUUGAUUGUCCUGAUCGAUGGAGGCAGUAUCACCUCACAACUGAAGUUGGUCCGGUUAUUCGUCCUGACAGACCUGUUUCAUCUCCCUCGCCUGUAUAUUGUUACAACUGCGGUGACCAGGGUCACUACGGAUAUGAAUGUCAAGAGGAAAACGCAACAAUGAGAAGUGAAUUGCCUUUGCCUUUUGUUGUUUGCUACGACGGCUGCGGUCAAGUGUCUUCAUCUCGUGAGAAAAACAAUCACGAGAAACAGAACCCGAAGCGUAGAUCGAAAGACAAAAAGCAGCACCGAGCUAUGUCACAAGGCUUCUAUGAUCAACCCAGACAGCAAGACUGUGACAUGGACUGGAGGUUAUUUCAGCCUCCACCGGAAAAAAUACGAAAGACAGAUGAUAGUGAUGUUAGAAGAGUUUCAUUUCAUGAUGACAGCUACGACACCAGCGAAUUUAACUCACCAUACGCUGAUCGUACGCCUAACAGGAAUAACAACAGGAACAAGAGGAAGAAAAAACCUGAAAGAUGCGAGCGUAUCGUCGAGAUCUUAGACCCCAGUCCCUCCCAUGACGGCUUGAUCGAGGAACCAUAUGUAUUCAAGAAAAAGAAAGCGAAAAAGCGCGGAAAGCAACGUUGGCAAGGAGGAGACAGAUCUGACAAUAAUUUCCACAACGUUAACUUAAAUGCGCGAAAUAGCUCUAAACAACACCGUGAAAGAAGAUUCUCAAAUCCUCAGCGAAAAGAGGACUAUAGAUCGUUCGAAGAUAAGCAGUUUGACUCAGAAAGAACUUCACGGUACCCUAGAAAGGAAAACAACAAAUUUACAUCAGACAGAGGAUUUCAAUUUAAUAACGAAUCUCGUAGAAAGAAGGGGAAACCGCGAUAUUUGAAGCGGUAUACUUUUUAAAUUCUGAUAGCAGUACAUUUUUUUAAUUCGUUAUACAUGGUAAUAAUCGCACCUGUUGACAUUCCAAAACCCUUAGACAAGAUUUUAUCCUUUUUAUAGAGAUUGUUUAUGUGUCCAAGUCAAUCAACAAACACUUUUAUUGACAAUUUACCCAACGUUUUUAGUAGCAUAGUAUACUGUUUACGCAGAUCGCGACAUUUUUCGCUCGUCACGCAUUCGGCCCUGUUCGUUCGGAAGAACUGCGUGACAAGCCGAAAGAAUCUUCACGUAGGACUCUACAGACGCCUGAAAUUCGAACGAAAAAAGUUUUAACUGAUGACGUACUCCUGACUCUUUGAUUGGUUGUGAAUUGGGCGGGAAAUUUCGAAAUCGAGGCCACAGGGAUGUCUGAAGAGCUUUGUCAACGUAAUCCUUCGCUAGGAACAAAGAUGACGGCUAUACAUUUUACUGUCAUAUCAUACGAAUCUUGCACAGCCCAGAAUGUACAAGGAAAGCCAUAUUUUUGCAAUAUUUGUCCCUGUGCUAACGAAAUCGUGUAUGUUAGGUUUGAAUAUGCUAGAACUUUCCUUUACAUUUCAGGAGCGUUGUUAAAGUUUUCGUGUGCUAAGAAUUAUGGGUAAAUGUGCCAUUCGCCAUUUUUGUUAACCGCGGAGCAUUAUGGUCUACCUUUUUACAACAAUUGAAAGUCUGGGAAUAAUAACCAGAUUUGCACUAAUCUCCAAUCUAUUGAACAAGAAUUGUCACUUUUAUUGACGGUUUUCACAUUUUUAAUCCAUUAAAAAAUGAUGAUAAAGUAUGUUAGAGUUUUGUUAAAAUCUGAGACCAUAAAAUUAAUCC